UCUCAUCCUGCUCUCUCUCCUCUCUCUCUCUCUAGAAAUCCUUCAUUAACGUUGUUCUUUCUUCAUCUGGUUUCUCUGUCUAGGGUUCAGAGAAAGUAGCUGACUAUAUCUAGAAAUGCAGGAAGAGGCGAACCUAGAAGGAUCAAAGAUUAUUGUUCCUCGUAACUUUAGAUUGUUAGAAGAGCUUGAAAAAGGAGAAAAGGGAAUUGGGGAUGGAACUGUCAGCUAUGGAAUGGAUGAUUCCGAUGACCUUUUGAUGCAGUCUUGGACAGGAACUAUAAUUGGUCCUUCCGGUACUGUUUAUGAAGAGCGCAUAUAUCAGUUGAAAUUAUUUUGUGAUGAAGAGUACCCAGACAAGCCACCAUCUGUGAAGUUCCAAACACGUAUAAACAUGACAUGCGUAGAUCGAGAAACUGGAGUGGUCGAGGCUAGUCGUUUCCCAAUGCUCACAAACUGGCAAAGGGAAUACACAAUGGAGGACAUCUUGAUGAGACUGAAGAAAGAAAUGACAACUCCACAUAACCGCAAACUAGCUCAGCCUUCGGAAGGAAACGAGGAGUCGAGGACGGAUCAUCACAAGGGAGUGUCGCAGAAGUGUUGCAUUCUUUAGAACAGUAGAGAGAGUGUAUAUAGCAUCUCCCUCAUUCUACUACUAUUAUAAACCAUUUGAUGAUCCUUGUUUAAUGCUUAAACUUGAACUAAUUAAGCAUAUCAUCAUCCAUCAGAACCCAGCAUUAGGCAAUGUUCAACAAUAUUACCAGUUAAUUAUAAAUGUAUUUAUGUAUGCUCUGAUAAUAUAUAUGCAUUUUGUUUCUUUAAUAAUUGUAAAAGAUGUGAGUGUUUGUAUUGA
Messenger RNA from Impatiens glandulifera, 850 nucleotides. Its product is annotated as ubiquitin-conjugating enzyme E2 variant 1A-like. Gene Ontology annotation, biological process: protein K63-linked ubiquitination; DNA damage tolerance. The transcript has 5 exons. Gene Ontology annotation, cellular component: nucleus. The record is from RefSeq and is a predicted model, not a curated record. Bases 116 to 610 code for a protein of 164 amino acids. NCBI's taxonomy places the organism in Eukaryota, Viridiplantae, Streptophyta, Magnoliopsida, Ericales, Balsaminaceae.